This is a messenger RNA of Daphnia carinata, 1209 nucleotides long. RefSeq names its product alpha-(1,3)-fucosyltransferase C-like. The transcript is spliced from 3 exons. Gene Ontology annotation, cellular component: membrane. Lineage: Eukaryota; Metazoa; Arthropoda; Branchiopoda; Diplostraca; Daphniidae. Gene Ontology annotation, molecular function: alpha-(1->3)-fucosyltransferase activity. The record is from RefSeq and is a predicted model, not a curated record. The coding region runs from base 16 to 1209 and encodes 397 amino acids.
ACGAAGCCGUUUCAAAUGGCUGGUGGAUGUUUACCGUCUCGAACCAUCGCCGCAUUUUGGCGGAAGAAAAACAAUGUUUUAGCCAGUCUCUUGUGCUGCUACGUCUUCGUGUUCCUAGUCCGUCAAGUAAACGUCAACAAGCUAGUGGCAGUUGAGAAUCACAUUCAAAUCACAGCCAACAACCAUCAAGAAACAUUCAAACCAUUGAAGAUGAUACUCUACUGGAACAGUUUCUUCACUUCAAAAGAUUACACGUUCGGAUUCGGACAGCAGCCGUUUAUAAACGCAAAAUGCCCGACAACAGGUUGCGUAACGACCGACGAUCGCAAUUUGUUCAACGUUAGCGACGUCGUCAUUUUCUCCAUUCAACAAUUGAAUUUAAGCGACUUACCCGCACACAGAUUUCCUCACCAACGUUUCGUCUUCUACGAAAUGGAAUCGCCAUCGACGACGGAUCCCAUUCCUUUGCUCAACAACCGCACGCGAUUCGGAUUCUUCAAUUUGACCAUGACCUACCGACUCGAUUCGGACGUAGUUAAUCGAGACGCCUAUGGAAUGGUAGUGCCAAAGGGCAGCUUAUCCUCGGCCUAUCCGAAAUCACGGAGCAAUGGCACCACGUCAUUAAACGGCAAUUAUUCACCUGUCAACAUCAACGGCAAGAAGAAAUUAGCCGCUUGGUUUGUUUCAAAUUGCGUCACGACCAGCCGUCGUGAAGAUUACGUGAGAGAGCUCGUCAAGUACGUUCCGGUGGACAUUUACGGCAAUUGCGGGAAUUUGACGUGCGAAAAUCAGACACGCGGCCGUGAAAUGGUUCGUGACGAUUACAAAUUUUACAUCGGAUUCGAAAAUGCCCUUUGCACGGACUACGUGACGGAGAAACUGAUGGUCGGUUUCUUCUAUGACGCCGUCCCUGUGGUCAGAGGUGCCGUGAAUUACGCGGAAUUCGCACCACCGCAUUCGUUUAUCGACGUCAACGAUUUCGCUUCGCCCAAACAACUGGCCGACUAUCUUCUCCUGUUGAACGAGACGGACUCUUUGUACGCCCGUUAUUUCGACUGGAGACGUGACUACACCGUGGAACUGUAUCAGAAACGCGGCUGGUGUCAUCUGUGUCAACUGGCUCACGAUGACCAACUCCCGUCCAAAGUGUACGACGAUAUCUUGACGUGGUGGGUGGACGACCCCAAGAACUGUGAUCUGCCUAAAUAA